Molecule: messenger RNA, 3514 nt
Organism: Nasonia vitripennis (jewel wasp)
Lineage: Eukaryota; Metazoa; Arthropoda; Insecta; Hymenoptera; Pteromalidae
Gene: Fs(2)Ket
Product: importin subunit beta-1
Exons: 7
Coding region: 378-3038 (886 amino acids)
Biological process (GO): protein import into nucleus
Cellular component (GO): cytoplasm; nucleus
Molecular function (GO): nuclear import signal receptor activity; small GTPase binding
Source: RefSeq, a predicted model, not a curated record
ACACACGCGCAUACACGCGUACGCGCGCACACAUACACACGCAUGCAUAUAUAUAUAUAUAUACAUAUAUAUAUAUUACAAAUAAUAUUUUCAAUUAUAAUAAAUAAAAUAUUGAAAUAUGAUAUAAUAAGUGUUUUUUAUUUUGAAUUUCAAAAACAUAUAUUAUUUAGGACAAAGAUAAAGAUACCUUUGAACUUAUAUUAACUCACUAUUGUUAUAUAUAAGAGUCUAGCAGUUUGCUCACUUAGCUCCAUCUCAUAUUAGUUAGUGAAACGCGUUAUUUACAUGCCGGCAAACAUUUUUAAAAACAAGGUAGUCAAAUUACAGGGUCAAUUACACAUAUUUAGAAUUGAUAAUUAAUAAUUUAAAUUAUACCGAUGGAUCCAACAACACUCCAAUUGAUACAAAUCCUUGAAAAAACUGUUUCACCAGAUAAAAAUGAAUUGGAGGCAGCACAAAAUUUCUUAGAACAAGCUGCGCAGACUAAUCUACAUGAGUUCGUUCAAAGACUUAGUGGAGUUCUUGUAACUGCUGCUGCAAGUACUGUUGCACGCAUGGCAGCUGGCUUACAAUUAAAAAAUCAACUUACUUCAAAGGAUUUAGCACUGAAAUCUCAAUAUCAACAAAGAUGGUUAGCUUUUCCACAUGAUACAAGAGAGUACAUAAAGAAAAACAUUCUUGGUGCAUUGGGUACAGAAAACAAUAGGCCGAGUUCAGCAGCCCAAUGUGUUGCAUACGUAGCCGUAGCUGAAUUGCCAGUCGGACAAUGGAAUGAAUUGAUUCCUCUUCUAGUAAAUAAUGUUGCUAAUCCCAAUAGUACAGAAAUGAUGAGAGAGGCUACUUUGGAAACUAUUGGCUAUAUUUGUCAAGAAAUCGAUAGUGAAGUUUUAGUUGCGCAGUCCAAUCAGAUUCUUACUGCGAUCAUACAUGGUAUGAAAGGAUCCAAUACUUCAAGCCAUGUAAGAUUAGCAGCUACAAGUGCUCUUUUUAAUUCGCUAGAAUUCACCAAAGGGAAUUUUGAAAUUGAGUCUGAAAGAAAUUUCAUUAUGGAAGUAGUGUGUGAAGCAACACAGUCCACACACACGCAAAUCAAAGUUGCUGCUUUACAAUGUUUAGUUAAAAUUAUGUCAUUAUAUUACCAGUAUAUGGAACCGUAUAUGGCCCCCGCUUUAUUUCCCAUAACUUUGGAAGCCAUGAAAUCUGAAAUUGAUGAAGUCGCUUUACAAGGAAUUGAAUUUUGGUCAAACGUAUCUGAUGAAGAAGUAGAUCUUUCAAUGGAAGAAGGAGAAGCUUCAGAAGGUGGACGUCCACCUUCAAAAGUUUCUCGGCAUUAUGCGAAAGGUGCUUUGCAAUAUUUAGUACCCGUUUUAAUGAAAAAAUUAACAAAACAAGAAGAAUUUGAUGAUGAAGAUGACUGGAACCCUUCUAAAGCUGCAGGGGUUUGUUUAAUGUUGCUUGCUUCUUGUUGCGAAGAAAGUAUUGUACCGUAUGUUCUUCCUUUUGUAAAAGAUAAUAUUAAAAACCCUGAUUGGCGAUACCGAGAUGCUGCAUUAAUGGCAUUCGGAUCUAUUUUAGGUGGUUUGGAACCGAAUACAUUAAAACCUUUAGUAGAGCAAGCCAUGCCUACGUUAAUUGAAUUGAUGUAUGAUAGCAGCGUUGUUGUGCGUGAUACUGCAGCAUGGACAUUUGGAAGAAUAUGUGAAAUAAUUCCUGAGGCCGCCAUAAAUGAAACUUACCUUAAACCAUUACUGGAAUCAUUAGUAAAUGGUUUAAAAGCGGAACCUAGAGUAGCUGCAAAUGUUUGUUGGGCCUUUACAGGACUUGCUGAGGCUAGUUACGAAUCUGCAGAAGCAGUAGAAGAGGGCCAACAACCAGAAACAUACUGUAUGUCCCAUUAUUUUGAUUUUAUUAUUCAACGUCUCUUAGAGACAACUGAUCGACCAGAUGGUGCACAAGCAAAUUUAAGAUCUGCUGCUUACGAAGCUUUGAUGGAAAUGGUGAAAAAUUCACCGCGUGAUUGUUAUGUGACCGUGCAGAAAACGACAAUGGUCAUUUUAGAAAGAUUACAACAUGUUAUGCAGAUGGAGUCGCAUAUACAAAAUCAUUCUGAUCGUGCCCAGUAUAAUGAUCUUCAGUCAUUAUUGUGUGCUACUCUGCAGUCUGUACUUAGGAAAGUUACUCCAGAAGAUGCACCUCAGAUUUCAGAUGCAAUCAUGACAGCGUUACUAUCUAUGUUCAAUUCAAAUUCUUGUAAAUCUGGUGGCGUGCAAGAAGAUGCUUUAAUGGCGGUGUCAACACUUGUUGAAGUUCUUGGUGAAGGUUUUUUAAAAUACAUGGAGGCUUUUAAACCAUUUUUGUGCGUUGGAUUAAAAAAUCAUGCAGAAUAUCAAGUUUGUGGCGCAGCUGUUGGUCUUACUGGAGAUAUAUGCCGUGCAUUAAAAAAUAAAAUGAUUCCAUAUUGUGAUGAAAUAAUGACUCUUUUAUUGGAAAAUCUUAGCGAUAAUACAGUUCAUCGUUCUGUGAAACCACAAAUACUUUCCGUGUUCGGUGAUAUUGCCCUUAGUAUCGGAUUGGAAUUCAAAAAAUAUUUAGAUGUAGUGUUACACACUUUAGGCCAAGCUUCACAAGCUAAUGUAGAUAGAUCCGAUUAUGAUAUGAUUGAUUACUUGAAUGAUCUGCGAGAAGGCGUAUUGGAAGCCUAUACGGGAAUCAUUCAAGGACUCCGUGGUGAUGGCUCAAGUCCUAGUCCUGAUGUAUCACUUGUUGAGCCAAGCGUUCCUUUUAUUAUACAAUUCAUCACUACUAUAGCGCAAGAUAGGGAACAUUCUGAUAGUAAUAUAGCUGCAUCUGCUGGUUUACUAGGAGACUUAGUUACAGUGUUUGGUGUCAAGUUGUUACCAAUGAUUGAAACAGAAGCCUUAACCGAUUUAUUAAAUAAAGGAAGAAGGUCUCGCACAAAUCGAACAAAAAAUUUAGCAACGUGGGCCACCAAAGAAAUCAGAAAAUUAAAAAAUGUCAAUCAUGCUGUAUCAAGUUGAUUAUCGUGUGGUUGUACAGAUAUUUCAAUUAAAUUAAAAAAUUUGAUUUAAAAAACAGCAGAUUAGUAUUUUGCGGAUGUCAAUGGUAAAUGUGUUUGGGAUCCAAAUCAUCAACGACGCGACGAUAAAUUUGCAUGUUACUUUAUGUUAUCAGUUCUACUAUUGCAGGCAAUAUUUGUUUCUGAAAAUCAAAGACACAAAUGCACCAUUUAUGCCUUCUACCUUCGGAAAUAAGUUAUGAAAAUGGAUGUUCAUAAUGAAUCUACAAACUCGUUUUUUAUGCGAUGCCAAUAACAUCAGUGAUACUGGUUUUAUGGCAAUCGACCUGUGGGAUAAUCGUAUUUUUCUAAAAUUAAUUACCUGUAAAAUGUAUAAACAAAUGAAUUUUAAUUUGUAAAAGUGUUACGAACAACGACUGUUGUAUAAUGUACAUGAAAAGAAGAAAAUGUGAAAUAAAAUUUUAAAUCAAAACUUAA